Molecule: messenger RNA, 1071 nt
Organism: Aspergillus thermomutatus
Lineage: Eukaryota; Fungi; Ascomycota; Eurotiomycetes; Eurotiales; Aspergillaceae
Exons: 5
Coding region: 1-1071 (356 amino acids)
Source: RefSeq, a predicted model, not a curated record
AUGGGACGAUUUGCCAAUUCUGAUACCCGAGAUCCUGCCGUCAAUGUCACCAACUGGUUUCUGGUCGUUGUUGCGGGGUUAAGCGUGCUUAUUCGGCUGGGGACCAAGUUCUGGAUCUUUCACCGGUUGACCAGCGAUGAUUACCUGAUAAUCGCAGGCUUGGCAUUCUGCAUUGCACAAUCUGCAGCCAUCUCAACAGCGGUGGCACACGGAUAUGGAUAUCAUUUCGCGACAAUCUCGAGUCAAAAUUUUGACCAGGUCAUGAAGUCACAGUAUGCAGCCUACAUCUUGUACUUCGCAAGCCUUUGCUUUUCCAAGCUAUCGCUCUCAACGUUUAUCCGCAACUUGACCCCGGUGCAUAAGGAUCACUUCCAGGCGGCCGUCCUGCAGGUCCUUAUUACGAUUCUGGGAGUGGUUGGGGUCAUUGGUACGGCCUUUCAAUGUCAUAUGCCCCGUCCAUGGGAUUAUUUGCAUGGUCAAUGCUUCAACUUGCUCGCCUGGAACUACUUUCUUUCGGUGUCGAAUAUUGUUACAGAUUGUAUGAUCAUUGCACAGGCCUUGCUCUUAAUUGCCGGCAUUCAGGCGACGUGGGGAAAAAAGAUAGUGUUCGCCAGUAUAUUUCUAUCCAGAAUCAUCGUGAUCAUAGCAGCAGUUGUCGAACUGGUCUUCUUGCGCGACGUCAGUCAUUCCACCGAUCCGACAUACGACUACUGUCCUACCACAAUCGUGUCGCAAGUUGUGCAGUGCGCGAGUAUAGUCACUGCAAGCUGGGGCCAACUGAAGCCGUUCCUCAAUCAGCUCAAGUCCAAUGGGCUGCGUAUUCAAGGGGUGGAGUACCAAUAUUCGACUGGGAAGGGUCAAUCAUCACGAUCCUACGGACGAUCUGCGACACACCAUAGCCGGGAGGAGCACCACGAACUGGUUCCAGUCGCAUCAGGACAGAAUCUGACCACAAUUUCGGCGUCACCGGGGUGGGAUGCGGAUAGCCAAUCCAGUCAAACUGGGAUCAUCCGCGAGACACGGACAUGGGUCGUGACUGGCGAUGAAGGAGAUCCAGGUCAUAGGUCUUGA